Aspergillus clavatus NRRL 1 is the source of this 1944-nucleotide messenger RNA. RefSeq names its product serine/threonine-protein kinase chk2 (cds1). Gene Ontology annotation, biological process: protein phosphorylation; mitotic DNA damage checkpoint signaling. Gene Ontology annotation, molecular function: ATP binding; protein binding; protein serine/threonine kinase activity. The transcript is spliced from 6 exons. Bases 1 to 1944 code for a protein of 647 amino acids. Gene Ontology annotation, cellular component: nucleus. The record is from RefSeq and is a predicted model, not a curated record. NCBI's taxonomy places the organism in Eukaryota, Fungi, Ascomycota, Eurotiomycetes, Eurotiales, Aspergillaceae.
AUGGCACCCAAAAAUGAGCAGAGUUCUCUCAAGCGCAGCAGGGUCAGCACAGACAGUGAUUCACAAGACCUCAAAAAACCCCGACGCUCCGAAAGAAUAACCUCCAAGAAGCAGUCGCAAGCGACCCCUGUCAACCAUGCAUACUUGCCUACACCAUUAACCGAGUUAGAUUCGACUGCCACGGACAUUCGAAACGAAGUUACUGCUACUCCACCUGAUAGUCCUAACCAAACACACCGUCAGAAUCGAUCAAGUCCAGAGCAAGUCAAGUCUUGCUCAUCUCCUCCCGGUGACACACAGGCUCUCUCGCAAUUUGUUUAUCCACCCAGGGCAUUCGUGGAUGAAGUACAAGAUGAAGCUGCGGAGGGAGUUUGGGGUUACUUGAUCCCACUUGAUGAUAAAGUGCGAGAGUCUCUCGUUCUGAGAAAACGCGACAGCUGUGAUAGUCGCCGAAACUCGGACUCGAGAACAAAGUUCAAAAAAGAAGCCGAACAAAGCAAGAUCCCAACCGACAAACAGAGCCGACAUCCCGGUGGCUUUCUUGUUGGACGACACCCAGAGUGCGAUCUCGUCAUCAAUAUACCCACCAUCUCGAAUAGGCAUUUCCUCAUUUACACCGAAAACAAAAACGGAGACUCUAUCGCCAUUGUGGAAGACUUAUCAAGCAACGGCACAUUUGUUAACGAUGCAAUUAUCGGGCGAAAUAAGCAUCGCGAACUUGAAGAUGGCGAUGAGAUUACAAUAUUGGAUGAGGCGCGGUUUGUUUUUAGAUACCCGCAGACGAGGGACACGAACGGGUUUCGCCAACAGUACAGAAUACUACGGCAGCUUGGAAAGGGUCAUUUUGCGACUGUUUACCUCUGCGUAGAACGGGCCUCGGGUACUCAAUAUGCCGUUAAGGUCUUUGAGAGGCGUCCUGGUGAUUCUCAGAAGUCGCAAACUGAUGCCUUGCAGCAAGAGAUUGGCCUUCUUAUGGGUGUGAACCAUCCAAACCUGUUGUGUCUCAAGGAUACUUUUGACGAGGCAGAUGGUGUAUAUCUGGUUUUGGAACUUGCCCCAGAGGGCGAACUUUUCAAUUUGAUCGUCAGCAAACAGAAGUUCUCCGAAGAGGAAACCCGUCAUAUCUUCCUUCAAAUCUUUGAGGGGUUGAAAUAUCUGCAUGACCGUGGCAUAGUCCAUCGAGAUAUCAAGCCUGAAAAUAUACUUGUAGCAGAUAAGAAACUGACUGUGAAGCUUGGCGACUUCGGACUAGCAAAGAUCAUCGGAGAAGAUUCAUUCACAACCACUUUGUGCGGGACACCAAGUUAUGUUGCCCCUGAGAUCCUACAGGAGUCUCGCCGUCGGAGGUACACCAGGGCCGUGGACAUCUGGUCAUUAGGUGUCGUUCUUUAUAUUUGCCUUUGCGGAUUUCCUCCCUUUUCAGAUGAACUUUACACCCGCGAAAACCCCUACACAUUGGCACAACAAAUCAAGAUGGGGCGCUUUGAUUAUCCCUCCCCAUAUUGGGAUUCCGUGGGCGACCCGGCUCUGGACUUAAUCGAUAGGAUGCUUACAGUCGACGUUGAAAAGAGGAUCACUGUGGAUGAGUGUCUCGAACAUCCAUGGCUCACAGAGAAAUAUACCAGCGUCUCCGACAGCACGGACGGGCUAACAGGUGCUUUGGGAAAGCUUGAUUUUUCAAAGCGCAAAGUAGAGCGCGAGCGUACGUUACUCAGCAGUGUGAAUGACGCUCAUUUCAGCGAGCAUACGGAUGGACCUGGGCAUUCUGUCAAGGUCUUCCGCAAAAAUAAUGCUGGGAACCGCAUACAUAACCAGCCCUCCCAGGACAACCAGCAACGCGAAGUCUCACCUGAUGAGAAUAGUGCCCCGAAAGAUUUCGUCAAUCUCGGAGAGCGCGGGGAUCCAGUGUUGUUUGAAGAAGAACCGACAGGUCGUUACAAAUGA